UGGAAACCGCGCGGAAUUGUGGGGCUCGUACACAAAAAAAAACUACUUCCAAGAUGUCUGACAUGGAGGAUGACUUUAUGUGCGAUGAUGAGGAAGAUUAUGACUUGGAGUAUUCUGAAGAUAGUAACUCCGAGCCGAAUGUGGAUUUGGAAAAUCAGUACUACAAUUCCAAAGCAUUGAAGGAGGAUGAUCCUAAAGCAGCACUGAGCAGCUUCCAAAAGGUGUUGGAACUAGAAGGUGAAAAGGGAGAGUGGGGAUUUAAAGCACUCAAACAAAUGAUUAAAAUCAACUUUAAGUUGGGUAACUAUCCAGAAAUGAUGAACCGAUAUAAACAGCUGCUAACAUACAUCCGGAGUGCAGUCACAAGGAAUUAUUCAGAAAAAUCCAUCAAUUCCAUCCUUGAUUAUAUAUCCACUUCUAAACAGCAGCAGAAGUCGAUGAAGAGGCAGGGUAGCAACGGGGGAAUCGCAGAAACGGACCUGAAAGCUUGCUUUGGAGGGGAAGCUGAAUCCAAGAUGGAUUUGUUGCAAGAAUUUUAUGAAACUACACUUGAAGCUUUGAAAGAUGCAAAGAAUGAUCGAUUGUGGUUUAAGACAAACACGAAGCUUGGCAAGCUGUAUUUGGAAAGAGAAGAAUUUGGGAAACUACAGAAAAUAUUACGCCAGCUCCACCAAUCAUGUCAGACUGAUGAUGGUGAGGAUGAUUUGAAGAAAGGAACACAACUAUUAGAAAUUUAUGCCCUUGAGAUCCAGAUGUAUACUGCACAAAAGAACAACAAGAAAUUAAAAGCAUUGUAUGAGCAAUCUUUACACAUUAAAUCUGCCAUCCCUCAUCCACUUAUCAUGGGAGUUAUUAGAGAAUGUGGUGGUAAGAUGCACUUAAGAGAAGGAGAAUUUGAAAAGGCACAUACUGAUUUCUUUGAGGCAUUCAAGAAUUAUGAUGAAUCAGGAAGCCCUAGACGUACCACUUGCCUGAAAUAUUUGGUUUUGGCUAAUAUGUUGAUGAAGUCAGGCAUUAAUCCUUUUGACUCUCAGGAGGCCAAACCAUACAAGAAUGAUCCAGAGAUUCUUGCAAUGACAAAUUUAGUAAGUGCCUAUCAAAAUAAUGACAUCACUGAAUUUGAGAAGAUUCUGAAAACCAAUCACAGUAACAUCAUGGAUGACCCUUUCAUAAGGGAGCACAUAGAAGAGUUAUUGAGGAACAUCAGAACACAAGUCCUGAUAAAAUUAAUAAAGCCUUACACGAGGAUACAUAUACCAUUUAUCUCAAAGGAGUUGAACAUAGAUGUAGCUGAUGUAGAGAGCUUGUUGGUGCAAUGCAUUCUGGACAACACUAUUCAUGGUCGGAUUGAUCAAGUCAACCAGUUGCUCGAGUUGGAUCAUCAGAAAAGAGGCGGGGCCCGGUAUACUGCAUUAGAUAAAUGGACCAAUCAGCUUAACACGCUCAACCAAGCAGUUGUCAGCAAAUUGGCUUGAUGCAAUUUAGGCUUCUACAGUAACACAAUAAGGAAAAAAAUGCAGUGAUGUAAACCUUAAAAACUGAGAACGGCUGAUCUGCUGUUGGUUGACCCUGAAGACUACCAGAGCUAUGGCAGAAGUGCUUUUUGAUCAACUGGUUUGUGUUUUGUUGCUGCAUUUGUCCCAAGACACAGCUUUAAUCUGAAGAAAACCAAACUGCUACAGGACUUGUGGUUUCUCCACAAUGUGCCCUCCAUAGUAAGGGAAAUGACAGUCCAAGAGCUGUUAGUGUCAAAAUUUUAAAACAGACUCUUCACUUUGGUGACAUCUAAAUAUUUUAGCAUUAGAAAAUAUCUAUCUGAAAUGUUAAACCAAACUGCAAUAAUUUGAAAUGUGUACCAGUUUUUGGAGAUACAUUCUUUCAUGUACGAUUUGGCACGGUUGCGUCAUUCUACAAAAUGUUUUGUCAACUUCCAAGUUAUGUGGCCCAUGAGUUCUCUGUACCUCCAGUAUAGUAAAACGUUAGACAGGAACCUUCAUCUGUGGCACACUGUCACAUUAGGAUUGAAGCAGCAAAAUAAAAUACAGCUCAGAAAUUGGAAAUGCUGUAAUUUUGGAGUGCUUCCAUUUGUUUUUUUUUCUUUCUCAACAAUUCAAAUAAAAAGCAUGCACAUGUUCCAUGUCUUUGGCCCCAGUAGAUCUUCUCCACAUACUUUAAAAUACAAGGUUUAUUAAACCAAGUUGGAAAUUCAAUUGACUGAUCAAAAAAAAUUAAGUUUACAUUUUUGACUAGUUUCAAUGUAGUAUGUUAACUAGCCUAGUACACAGAACUGAAAAGAUAUCAUUUGAUAGUUUAUACUCUUACAAUGUGGGACGUGUAGGCGUUGUGUGCCAUGGAACAAGUUCAACCUUUGCUAAGCUUUAAUUGGCUGAAGCUAUUAAAUGCAAUUAUUCUUGAGGGUGCUGCCUGUGUGAAUUAGUCAAAAUACAGCACUUUGAUCUUGGAUUUUGAGUAUGGCUUUUUUUUAAAUAUGUCUUAUUACUGAUGAAUCAGAAGAAUAAACUAGUUAUCACAAGCUUCCACUCCUCAACAUGUUUUUACCCCUGAAUGUAAUGGUCGGAACUUGAAUUCUUGUUUCCUAGUUAGCAUUGUUCCCUGUGUUAUCAGGUGAAAGCAUAACUCCUUUAAUCUUAAUGUGCCCAUUAGUUGUUUGGUUGUAUCUAGCAUGAAAAAUGACUUUUUUCAAAUUGACAUUUGAGGUUUUCAUUUUUUUCCUAAAUAUUUCACUCUUCAUUGCAUGCUUUGACCUAAUUAAAAUUUGGGGUCCUUUUCAAAAGCAGAAGUUUUAAUACUUAUGUUGAACAGUGCUAAGCAUGAUGUAUGCUGCUGUUAAUUUUAUUUAUGCAAUUGGCAUUCCUGUUCUAAUGAUUUGACAAGAUAAAUGUACAUGAUUAUAAAUCUAGACAAUUUAUAUAUGAUAUAGUUAAAUUGCUAAUGAAUUUAUUAUACUUAAUGUAUUUCGGAACAUACUUGAGAGUGAACUUUCUAUAAAGACAGCAGAGUACUGAUCUGCAACUAUCUAAGCAUUUCAGAUGUAGCUCACUACAUUUAUAUUUUGUAUUUAAAAGUUUUAAUUUAUAGUUUGCAACAAAAAAAGCCCAAGCUGAAAGUUUUUUCCAGUCUUUUCAGCAACAUUAAAAUUUAUAAUUUUA
Chiloscyllium plagiosum (whitespotted bambooshark) is the source of this 3170-nucleotide messenger RNA. RefSeq names its product COP9 signalosome subunit 2 (gene cops2). Gene Ontology annotation, molecular function: protein binding. The record is from RefSeq and is a predicted model, not a curated record. Lineage: Eukaryota; Metazoa; Chordata; Chondrichthyes; Orectolobiformes; Hemiscylliidae.